UACAAGGGCCAAAGGGGACUUUUUUAUGUUGCUUUGCUCCGUUCUGAUUAGCACCUGGCAAUAGUUAUUAUGGCUGUUCAAGCGCAGUUGUAUCCUGAAAAUAUGAGUUUACCUUUACCUAUGGGCCUCCAGGAUUGGAUGGUAAACACUGCACCUGCUGUUCCUUCCUUUGAAGCUGAUUUUUGUUUCAGUCUUCAUGACCCUUCUCAACAAAUGGUUCCUUUUCAUCCGCAACAAUACGCUCAGAACUUGGCUUCUGCUGCUUCUUCUUCUUCUUCUUCCAAAUAUGAUGCUUUUCUCUCCGUUGCACUUUCUCAAUCUUUAGAUGCUCAACUGGAGAUGCAAAGGCAGGAACUUGAUUGCAUUCUCCAAUUGCAGAAUGAGAGGCUAAGGUCUGCUUUACGAGAGCAAAGGAAGCGACAAUUGGCCAUCCUGCUAAAGAGUAUGGAAUCAAAGGCCUUGUAUUUAAUGAGACGAAAAGACGAAGACUUGGCAAAAGCAACAAAGAAAACAAUGGAGCUCGAAGCCUCCCUGAGAAAAGCCGAAAUGGAGAUAGAGUCAUGGCAAAGGCUUUCGAAAGCAAAUGAAGCAACGGUUAUGGAUCUAAGCAACACAUUGGAACAGGUCAGAGAGAGCCUCGUCUGGGUCAGCAAUACAGCCGAAGAUGCAGAGUCCCUUUUCUAUGGCUCGUGUGACACAGAUCAACAAGGAGAAGUGAAAGACGAGAGCAAAAAGAUGGCUUGCAAACACUGCAACUCUCGGAGCUCGUGCGUUCUCUUUCUACCAUGCAGACACCUUUGCUCGUGCAAGUCUUGUGAUGCUUUUCUUGAUUCUUGUCCUGUCUGUAAAUCUGUAAAGGAAGCGAGCAUGAAGGUUUUUUGGGUCUAACAAGAAAGGCACAAAGCUAAGAAAGAAAGAGGUUUUUUUGGGGAAACACACUUGUCGAUGCA
Molecule: messenger RNA, 950 nt
Organism: Durio zibethinus
Lineage: Eukaryota; Viridiplantae; Streptophyta; Magnoliopsida; Malvales; Malvaceae
Molecular function (GO): ubiquitin-protein transferase activity
Source: RefSeq, a predicted model, not a curated record